Molecule: messenger RNA, 825 nt
Organism: Ostreococcus lucimarinus CCE9901
Lineage: Eukaryota; Viridiplantae; Chlorophyta; Mamiellophyceae; Mamiellales; Bathycoccaceae
Exons: 1
Coding region: 1-825 (274 amino acids)
Source: RefSeq, a predicted model, not a curated record
AUGACGCGCGAGAGAUUCGCGUGUUCGCUGUACGCCAAGCGCGGAGGCGACGAUGGGAAGUGGGCGAAUUUGGGACGACGCGCGUGCGAACCGAGCGUCGCGCACGAAGGCGCGAUGUGUCCGCUGUUCAGGGACGACGCGACGCGACGCGUGCGAGUGCAGCGGUCGCUGUUGUGUUCGCCGACGUGGCGCGCGCCGGGGUGGUGCGACGUCAAGGAGACUCCGUUUCACUUGGUUUUGGAGAGAUUGAAGCCGGCGCUGGAGUACCACCGGGACGACGCGAAGAAGGUGAUGAUCGAUAAAGACGCGCUGUGCGCCGAGAAGGGCAAGCCGUUCGCCGACGUGAGAUUCGUGUUGAUGGAUUUGUGUUCGAACGACGAGCGGAGGCUCGAGCUGGAUGCGCUCGCCAAGGCUCGAGGCGGCGCGCCGGGCAACAAACUCGCCGACGUCGUCUUACAGCUCACGCCGGUUGAAUUCUCGCGCGCGUGGCGAUCGACGCGCGCGAGAAUUGGAACGAAGCGUGACGUAACGCCGGCGCACGAGAUGCCGUUCGAGGCUCUGGCUGAUCAAUACGACGACGCGCUCGUCCAAGCCAACGCCGUGGUCGGCGUCGAACAUUACAGGCAACGUAAAGAGCGACUCAAAGCCGCGCGCCAGAGCAAACCGUUCGUAAAAGACGACCACACGUCGCCCUCUCACCGUCUCAUCUCCGUGGACGACGCCGUGGCGCUCGGAGAUUUCACCGCCGUCGCGAGCGUCAAGACCAACCGCGCCGUCGGCGCGCGAAGCCGACGUCAUCAACCACCGCUCACCGCCGCUCGAUAG